AUGCCCGCUAAACGUGGUGACUCAGCUCCGGGUCCAUCAUCUCAACCAAAACGUGCCCGUUUCGCUUCCCCCUCUCCAGGAGCAUCCUCUCUCUCGCCCGAUGAUGAUGAAAAAGAAAGGAAAAGAGGUCCUCAACAUAUCGGUAACUCAGGCUACGAUUCCGAUUCUUCAGCCGACGAUGAAGGAGUGGUACCAUCCCGUAGACCGAAACCUAAAGAUGAUGACGAUAUGGAUAUGUUCGCUGAUGAACCCGCUUCGGAUGCUGAGGACAAUAAGCCUAAAGCGAAAGAAUUCAUGGAAUUAGGUGAUGUGGAAGGACAAGAAUUUGAUGAUGAAAAUGAAGAUGAAGAAGAGAAAAGAGCUGCUAAGCGGAAAGAAGGUUUGGAUGGGGAUAUGGGAUUUACUAUCACUCCUUUUAAUAUGAAACAAGAGAUGCAAGAGGGAAAAUUCACUGCGGAUGGGGACGAAUAUGUGGAGAAUGAUCAGGAUAAAGGGGAGAAACAUGAUAUCUGGUUGGCGGAUGUGGCUGAGGAAGAUAUCGAAAAGGUUAGAAAGGCACAUGAAGAAAGAGAGAAAUGGGAGAGGGAAAAAGAAGCUAAGGAAGCUGGGAUUGGAGAAGAUCCGAAUGAGAGGAGAAAGAAGGAAGAAGGUUUGUUGAAAGAUGCUGUGGGAUUGAUGGAAAGAGGAGAAACGGUUUUGGAAGCUUUACAAAGGUUAGGGAAAGAGGUUCAGAAAGAAGAACAGAGACAAGCUAAGAAGAAAAGUUGGACCGAGAGACAGAAAGAGAGGAAAGCAAUGAUGGCGAAAGAUGAAGAGGAAAACGAUCCCACACACACAUCAAACCCAUUCACAAACCUCUCCAACGUCAUUUCUGGUCUCACAGCUCUGGGUCAACUCGACGUUUAUUCUUUAUCGAAAGAAAGUAUUCAACGUAUGCUCCCUUCUUCAUCUACAAACGGAUCUUCCAACCCACCACGAGUCGCUCCACCUCAAGAUGACAGACAAUUUCAAUAUCGUUUCUCCCUCGCUUACAUGCGUAAUCUACCAGAAGCUCAAAGACCAGUAGAAAGAGAAUUAUUCGGUCCGUUUGCGAUCCAGCAACUACGUCAAUGGCGGGGAACGGGGUUUUUCGGAGGACCAGAAUGUGAGAAUGUUGAACUUCGUCAAAUGGGUACAGAAAAAUGGGGUACUUGGUCGGAGAUUGUACAGAUUUAA
Messenger RNA from Tremella mesenterica DSM 1558, 1215 nucleotides. RefSeq lists its product as uncharacterized. The transcript is spliced from 4 exons. Gene Ontology annotation, cellular component: U5 snRNP. Lineage: Eukaryota; Fungi; Basidiomycota; Tremellomycetes; Tremellales; Tremellaceae. The coding region runs from base 1 to 1215 and encodes 404 amino acids. The record is from RefSeq and is a predicted model, not a curated record.